Messenger RNA from Rhinolophus ferrumequinum (greater horseshoe bat), 1787 nucleotides. RefSeq lists its product as uncharacterized. The transcript has 2 exons. The record is from RefSeq and is a predicted model, not a curated record. Lineage: Eukaryota; Metazoa; Chordata; Mammalia; Chiroptera; Rhinolophidae. The coding region runs from base 1 to 339 and encodes 112 amino acids.
AUGCUGGAGAACUCACUGAAAUUCAUCGACAUAAAGCACAAAAAGCGUCUGUUACACAUCGGGGCCUCUGCAAGCCCCGGGGCCACCCAGAUUAGUUGUGCCAGCUGUUUCCACGCCAGUUCCCUAAACAAACCAUGUCCACUUCUUAAAAACCCUGAAGCGGCCACCACUGUUCGUGCCCUCCUUGCCAACAGCAAGCUCCGGUUCCAGCUUGGAUUUACUUCUGGCAACCUGCUGGGAAUGUACCUGGCUCAGCAUGAUGACAUCCCAAACCUGGCUGACAAACCUGAGGAAAUUAAAAAGGACUUGGAAGCCAAGAAGAAACCCCACAGUUCAUGAGAUCACCUCCAGGACAGACCAAGUCUGCUCUUCUCGAGAGCCUCCUUUACCAUGUGAACCAAAGCUUUCACCUUCCUGUCUAGUCUCAGCGACUUUCCUCUUUGCCAGACCCUGCGUUGCCUUAGAGCACAAAUGGGGCCACAAGUGAAGAACUAUCCUUGCGUUUCUAACAUCCUCACCUCUUCCCUUCCUCCUUCCAGCCGCCUGGGAGGUCCUAAGACUGGAAUUAUGAUGUUCGAUUAGUAAACAUGAUCUUUAAUUAAUAUAUAAAAAAAAUUUGAAGCUCAAGUAUGGGGGAGAAAUCAGGGGGGCAGUUAACCACCAUUGUUCUUCCUAAAUGGGUGCCAAUUCCCAAUGCCAAACCGAGAAAGCACUUUCCAUUUCAGUCAAAACUCUACAUUAAAAAACGCUUCUAUGCUUGUGACGUUUUUCCUAUGACUUUUUGUAUGUUACUUGCUCUGAAUUUACAUGACCUUUGUGCCCCUUUUUUGGUGUACAUUUCUGAGUGUUUUAUCAAAGUAGAGAUUUGUGUGCCCACCACCACAAUCAGGACCCAGAACAGUUCCACCACCUCCAACUCCCCCGGGCCACCCCUCUGUAGUCACACCCUCCCCCGCCCCCUCUGCGGGAACCACUGGACUGUCCAUCUCUAAGUGUCCUGUGACGUUUUAGUUUGAAAAGACUCUAAAUUUAUUAAUGAUAUCCAUUUAUUAUAUUAACUUAUUAAUCAUAGAAAUUUCCUCAAAAAACUCUGUUAACAGAAAUGUGCUUCGUUGAGACACUAACACCAUUUACUUGUCUUUCAGUUUAAGAAGUCAUUUCUUUAGUGACCUCUAGUGGAAAGAAGGAAAUGUGGUAAAGUUGUCCUCAUUUGUGCCACAGGUUAGUUCCUUGUGUCCACUGGGAUUUUACGGAUGAAAUUUUUGUUUCCCUUCACCUAAACCAGCACUACUUCAACUCAAGUUGGAUUACAAAGGGCUCUCUCUAACCUAAGCUGUCAUUUUCUCCUCCCUUCACUAUACUGUCCAGGAGUUAAUCAACUUUUAAAUGCUCCGUCAUGCAGAGCAGACGCUCUGUACUUAACCGAGCUAAGCAUCUCCUGACUGGUCUCCCAUGUCUACAUUCCAUUAAGCUGAUCCCCAUAGACAACAGAGAGAGAGAGAAAGAGAGAGAGCUGCCUGUCCCCCGUUUUGUUAACUAAAACCGAAAGGCCCUCUAAUAUCCACUAAGCUGCAGGGAGGGGAACCUCUCUGGACUGACAUCACGCCCUUGCUGUCACUGAUCAUUCUCUGUGUCCCAGUGACAUUGCUGACUGUUCCCGGAAGAGAAAGAACCUAAGUCACACCAGGAAAUGAGUAGGUGGGAAACAGAAAAAUACCAGCAGGCCAUUUGGUUCGUCUGAGUCCAACAAACUCACUUGACAGUGAUGAAAAACUGAGCUGAGGAAA